Molecule: messenger RNA, 5144 nt
Organism: Poeciliopsis prolifica (blackstripe livebearer)
Lineage: Eukaryota; Metazoa; Chordata; Actinopteri; Cyprinodontiformes; Poeciliidae
Gene: rap1gapb
Product: RAP1 GTPase activating protein b
Exons: 24
Coding region: 156-2357 (733 amino acids)
Biological process (GO): regulation of small GTPase mediated signal transduction; activation of GTPase activity
Cellular component (GO): cytoplasm
Molecular function (GO): GTPase activator activity
Source: RefSeq, a predicted model, not a curated record
UUCUGAUGGACAGCGAUCGAGUUUUCUCUCCAAGUUUACUUGCUGAGAGACCGUCAGUGUCAAGUGUCACUGUCAAUCUUGCCUUUUUUUCCAUUGGCUGAAGGUGACAUUAACACCCGCACUCUUGUCAGCUCGCCUGCAUCUGUACUUGUGGAAUGAUGGCUGAGCUCAGGAUAGGAAAGGGUGUCGUAUUAGAAGGACUUCUGAACAGUCCCUAUAGUAAGCCUUUUCUCAAGAGACGAUGCCUCAGUGACACCUCAGACCUAUUUGCUAUGAUUGAGCGGAUGCAGGGGUACAGAAUGGAUGAGCAAAGAUGCCCCUUCCCUCCUCCCCUCAAAACAGAAGAGGACUACAUUCCUUAUCCAAGUGUUCAUGAGGUUCUGGGUCGCAGUAGCCCUUUUCCCCUCAUCCUGCUGCCCCAGUUUGGAGGCUACUGGAUUGAAGGAACCAAUCAUGAGCCCAAAGACCCGCCAGAUGCUGAUCUCCCUCCCUGUCCAGCCUCCCACAUUAAACUGGAGACAAACAGCACUGCCAAGAUCUACAGGAAGAACUUCAUGGGCAAGGAACACUUUAAUUACUACACGAUGGAUGCUGCCCUCGGCCACUUGGUCUUCUCAAUGAAGUAUGAAGUCAUUGGGGAUCAAGAGCAUCUGCGCUUGAUGCUACGCACAAAAUACAAAACACACCAUGAUGUGAUCCCCAUUUCCUGCCUUACUGAGUUUCCCAAUGUGGUUCAGAUGGCAAAGCUUGUUUGUGAAGAGGUAAAUGUGGAUAGGUUUUACCCUGUCCUCUAUCCAAAGGCUUCAAGACUCAUUGUCACCUUUGAUGAGCAUGUAAUCAGCAACAACUUCAAGUUUGGAGUCAUUUAUCAAAAGUUUGGCCAGACAUCAGAGGAGGAGUUGUUUGGGAACAUGAAAGAAAGUCCAGCCUUCAUUGAGUUUCUGGAGUUUUUGGGGACAAAGAUUGAGCUUCAUGACUUUAAAGGUUUUCGAGGUGGGCUUGAUGUCACUCACGGACAGACGGGGAUGGAAUCAGUUUACACAAAUUUCCAUAAUAAGGAGAUUAUGUUUCAUGUGUCCACCAAACUGCCUUAUACGGAAGGAGACUCACAGCAGCUGCAGAGGAAGAGGCACAUAGGCAACGAUAUUGUAGCCAUUGUGUUCCAGGAGGAAAACACUCCCUUUGUACCGGACAUGAUCCAAUCCAACUUCUUGCAUGCGUAUGUUGUGGUGCAGGUGGAGAACGCAUGUUCAGAUAAUGUUACAUACAAGGUAUCAGUCACAGCUAGAGAUGAUGUACCUUUCUUUGGACCUGCUCUACCUGACCCUGCCAUCUUCAGAAAGGGCCCUGAAUUCCAUGAGUUCCUCUUCACAAAGCUUAUCAAUGCGGAGUACGCCUGCUACAAGGCUGAGAAGUUUGCAAAGCUUGAGGAGCGAACACGUUCAGCCCUGCUGGAAACAUUGUAUGAGGAGCUGCACAUUAACAGCCAGUCCAUGAUGGGUCUGGGUGGGGACGAAGAUAAGCUGGAGAACGGAGGGGGAGGUGGUGGUGGAGGGGGCGGCUUCUUCGAGUCCUUUAAGCGGGUCAUCCGCAGCAGAAGCCAGUCAAUGGACGCCAUGGGUCUCAGUAACAAGAAGUCACACACAGUCUCCACUAGUCACAGUGGCAGCUUUACCCAUAAUCCCGCAGAGAGCCCCAAAACUCCAGGGAUUUCAUUGCUUGUCGCGGGAAAAAGUCCCAGUAAAUAUGGACGCCGAGGCAGUGCCAUAGGGAUAGGAACAAUAGAAGAGUCAUUGAUUAUUCCUGGGAAAAGCCCAACCAGAAAAAAGUCUGGACCUUUUAGCUCGCGCCGCAGCAGUGCCAUUGGCAUCGAGAACAUCCAGGAGGUCCAAGAAAGGAGCCGAGAGGUCUCUCCCAACACACAGAAAACUCCAGACUGCAGCCACUUGUCACAAGAAAACAAAUCAGGCAACUCCUCCGCCCACAGUUCUCCAGAGUUUGCAGCCUCAAAGAACAGUCUGGCGAUGUGUUGCAGAGCGCCUUCCAUCCCCGAGGCUCAGGACUUGUCUCGCUCCUCCUCCAACGCCAGCAGCUUCGCCAGCGUUGUGGAGGAGCAUGAGGCCGAAGAGGAAUAUGAAACUGGACUGGAAAGUGUGUCUUGUGUUACUCCAGUAAAAAAAGAUUCGUUUGUUUAUGGGUCUGCCGUGGAGGACAGUUCUUGCAGCCAAGGACGUUUUUCAGCUUCCCGUCUUCAGCAGCAAGCAGACGAGGUGAAGACGUCGGAGCCAAAAGGGACAGACAGCCAGCCCAAGACAGAGCGCCCCCAGCAGGAGCAGAAGCUGUCGUCGAACUGUUAGCUGCUGUCUUCUGAUCACCAUGUUGGCAUCCAUUUAAAGAGAUCUUAUUUCAUAUAAAAGAAGAGAUAAAGACAACCGAAGAAGGGCAAGAGAUGUCCGAAGCUGAUGUAGAGAUGAUGUAGGGGCUGAGCAAGCGAUGGACAGAUCCUCCCUUGAUUGUUCUACACGGAUCUGCUGUUUAUCAGGACAGACAUCCAGCUGCCUGGACAUGUAUCGACCUCUAGACCUCAUUCCGUCCUCCAUGUGGAAAACCUUGUGCUCAAGUGAAAGCAGCAGUGACACUGACUGUCCUUUGGCAGCUGGCUCAGCACAGUAAAUCUGCUCACCUGUCCAUUCUUUAGGCCAGUAAGCAUUGAUUGUUACUGUAAACAAACUCUCAGACAUUGUGGCUCUUCUAUCAAAGACCUGUCUUUUUUGUGAAUAAGAUAGAAUGAGAAAAUUCACAACAAUCCAACAGAUUGGGUUUGUCAAGCUUGUAUAGAGUACUGUAAGCAGUUUCCUCCUUACAAAUUUCUCUCUUUUUAAAUUUUUUUUGUCAUUUGUAUUUCAGAUCAUUUGAAACAUAUUAGAUCAAAUAAAUUUACCCUGGUUUGAUGCAAAUCACAAUUUUUAAAUAAUUUCAGUUAUUGAAGUAUAAAAUACAUCUCAUCUUAUCCAAACCAAUUAGGCUCUAUGUAAAGAUAAUUUACCCCUAAAACUAAUAACUGGUUUUGCAAUCCAUGGCAGUAACAACCACUAUCAAGUAUUUCCAACAACUUAAUCAGCCUUUUACAUUACUGUGGAUGAAUUUUGUCCCACUCUGAAUUUCUUUAAUUCAGCCACAUUGGGGUGUUUUUAAAUUUGAGCGACCAGUUAGGUGUCACAUCUGAAAUUAAUUUUAGUUUAGACUUUGACUAGACCACUGUAAAAUCUGAAUAAGGUUUUUUUUUUUUUUUUUUUUUUUGCCAUUCAGAAGUGUUGAUCUCAUUGUUUCGUGUUUUCUUAAGCUGCGGAGAACAAUUCUCACUGUGUUUUGCUGGAAUUCCAAAAGCAUUUAAAUUAGUUCUGUAGCCAUUUCCAGAUGGAUAGAUGUUAAUAACUUGACAUCUAUCCAUGCCUAUUAUGUUCUUCAACUUGUUUUAUUUGGUUUGAGGCCUUUUGGCCUACUUCAUGUUGUCAGAUAGGUUCCAUGAAAGAUAAUUCCAAGAGUUGGGCAGUAAUGGAGUCUAAUUGUGGUUAGGAAACCUGAACCAAAAAUAUGACAGUUGCAGUUGGAUUGUGAUUUAGACUGUGGGGGACUCAAUUAUAUUAUUUUCACUGAGAGUCACAUUGGUUUGGAUGGCACUUUUCCCCUUAACUGAAAUCAUAAUUUGAAUAUUACUUUAUGUGUUUACUCGGGUUAUCUUUGUCUUUUGUUAAAAUACGUUUGAUUCAAAAUAUUUAAAUGUGACAAAUAUGUAAGGAGGGCACUACAUUUUUCUUUUUAUUGAUGUCUAACUUACAUCCCACUGUGACAAUGUACAUAAGUUUAACUUUAAUGUACUAAGUGACUGUGGCUUUAUGUCAGGCCAAGUUCUGUUUUAAUGACAUUACUUUUGUAGGUUUUCUGCUGUUAUUUGUUGUGCUGUACAACAAUCUUGGCAUAUUUGUUUUCUGCAGGAGGUUGAUGCUAUUACUAGUGGCUCUGUAAGUCUCCUUGCCCUUGUUUUGUAAACUAUGGGUGAAGUUAGACCUAUGGUGAAAUUGUCAGAAAAAUAGGAAAAUAUUUUCAAGAUAUGUUGCAAAAUCUCUCCAGAUGCUCUUUGUUAAACACCAACUGUUGAUGUCUGUGUACAGGUGUAUUCAACGCUACUGUGCAUGGUGAAAGUCUGCUUGCCAAAGCCCCCUUCUUUUUCUCUGCAAACCGACACAAUUCACACAAAGGGAUUAUCCUUGUAAUUUGUGUUUUAUCCUGAACCAGCCAACAUCUCCAGAUGCAAUGCACAAUGCUGACAGUAAGCCAAAUGUCACUGUACCCAUCCUUAUUUGUAAAGUGUAAUAUAUAUAAAUAACUGUGACCUACUGUAAGCACUACAUUUCAGUUGUUUUUAAAAUGCUGACCUUUUUGAAAAGCCUUGGUUGGUUGCUGAGAAUUGAUCACACUGUGAUUUGUCUUGAAGUUGCCUUUUUAAUUGUGUCACAAGAGCUGCUCUGUGGGAAGGUCAUAUUUAAAGGCACUAUGUUGCCAGAUGAAUGUAAAACUAACUAGAAAUUAGUUUAAUUAAAAAGGGAGAGACAGUUGAGACAAUUUAUUUCAGUAAAUUUUCAGAAUAUAUUUAUUAUGUAGUUAGAUGGAAGCAUUUAUAUUGCAUACAAAGAAAAAAGAAUUUUAAGACAGAAGCAAAGCAUAUAAUGUAUUCAUUAAGGCUCUUUAUAGUGACAAAAAUAAAGUGGCAUAGAAAAAUAAAUGAUAAAAACUAGUAAAUAUAAUGCAAAAAUAUCCUUUAAGCAGAUCUUUAAGAAAAAAAACUUGGAUAUUGAAAAGACUGGAGUAGGUAACGCCUGCCCUCUUGUGGCUCGAUAUUGUUAUUGCAUAUUAUAUGUGGUACCAUCAUUCGAGUGUACGUGUUUGCACUGUAUACCAGUGUAUAUCGGCCACAAAAACAUAGAAAGAAAUUUGCUGUGCUUAAUUCAAAUUAUUCUAUUUCUGUUCUCAUCAACUGUUGGCUUAAACCCUUGUUAAAAAAAAAACAACUUGUUUGUAAAUAUUGCUUUUCAUCUUUUUUUGUAAAUGGAAUCAAGAAGGUUUAAUAAAAAUGAACACCACGA